UACACCUUCACGUUUAUAUGAGUCAUACAUUACCUGUGCAAUUUUACUAUCAUAUAGUAAAGCAUUUGUGACAAUUGGACAUAUUAAGUUUCUACUACUAGUGUGCAAUUUUUCAUUCAAAUAUUGAUACGGAAAUUACAUUAUUUAAGCAUUUAUUGUGAAAACGGGCGUACAUUAACAAUAUUAUUUGACCAUUUUCUGUCAAUUAUUUCAAAGCGCAGACGACAAAAUGUCUAGUUCCAGACGACAAAGUUCAGAUGUGCCUGAAAUUCAAGUCGAUAAAGCAUCAGACGAUUAUACAGCGUCUAUAGAACUUUCAAACGCUUGCAGAGAAUUUUACAGGAACCGCGUGAAAGCUACAGAACACUUUAAGCAGUCGAUGAAUUGCAAAAACAAUGAGAAGACUACGAAACCUAACAAGAGAACAACCAUAGAUGAUGCCAUGGAUAAACUAAGAACAGAAAUGGCAUCCCUAAUGGACCAAGACCUUUCACUAAUGAAACAGCUACUCACACUCAACGAAGCGAUUGAAGAUUUGAAAACAAAGCGUCUUUAUCACGUGAGCAAAGAUUCACUCCGAGCUAGCUCUCAGGAAUUACACGCCAGUGAUUGGUCUGUGUCUGAAACGGAAAUGUUUGAAACUGAUGAUGAAAAUGAAAGAAAAUUUGAAAUAAAGAACAAAAUGUCAUCGCUAUCACUACCGGUACCUUUAACCCAGGACUCGAAAUUUGAAGGUCACAUGGGAUUUUCGCGUAGAUCAGACAUUACAAUUCUAGUUAGAGAUUCCAUCCAGAUAAACCACAGACCACAAAGUUCUCUGGAUUCAGGUUACGGGGACGACACAUAUCAAAAAAUGUAUAACGGACCAAUUGAAGUUUCAUUUUAGACUUAUGAAAAUAUGCAUUGUACAAAGUGUUUUCAGAGCUUGCACGACAAUCGCGUACCUAGUUGGACAUAUGAUAAAAAAAACUGUUUUCCAGUCCAAACUGCGAAGAACUGACAUCCAUCUUGUGAAAAGAGCAUCUUGAAGACUGUCUGUCCAAACAGUCAACUUGAGAGACCUUAUGGAAAUAGAUACAGUUGCUUUCAACCGGUGGUCAAGCGGCACACUCACUGGUGUUGUGCGUUGUUGUACGAUAUUGGACGCCUGAAGCUUCAAGUUUCCGACCGCCUUGCCAAGAUGUUGUCAAAAGACUAAGCAGAUUCCAUCAUCCCAAAAAUAACGCAUAUAUAUAUAUACAUACAUACCAUCGAUGCUCAUCAAAUGAUGAAAUUCCUACUUCUCGAACUCUAUCGUUUUUAGACAUUGCAGUUGUGACAAUGACUUUCUAAACGGAAUCUAUUCCGCGAAUGAUACCGCUUUGGAACAUGAGCCAGCGACAAUGACUUUUCAGCGUAUAUGUCGCUAAUGGACAUAGAUAGCGACCGUGACUAACUUUUCAGCGAAUUGUGUCGCAAAGGAACAUAGGCUAGCGACAAUGACUUUUCAGCGGAUAUUGUCGCAAAGGGACAUGGGAAAGCGACAGCGAUCAAACCCAUGAAAUGUGUCGCCAGGGACUUGGACCGGCGACACGUACUGCUGAAUUGUUUCUAUGAACUUUCAAUGCAGAUGCACCAUUGUGCUAGGUUUUAUCUGUGAUAUAUGUAUUCAAGGACUAUUUACGAAGACUGUGUUCAGAAUAUAUUACUGAUGUUGCUUGUAUACUGUAAAGACCCAAGAGCUUGAACUAACUUAACCGGUUCUGUAAAAAACACCACAAAGAAUUUAUAACAUAGAAAAGAUUGAAUGUACAGACAUGAAUAUUGUUUACUUAAAAAAGUUAUGAAUGAGCCAGACUAAAGCAAAUUCAGAUUAAUGAAUUUUAAUCAUAAUACUUCAAACAUAAAUCUUCAUUUGUAUUCCAUGAUUUUCUAGCAUUUAUUAUAAAACAGAAAGUUGGUAAUUUGGCGAAAAAGUGAAAACAAAAUUUGCUUAGGUAAACAAUAACAGCUUGAUUGCACAAGGCAUGUUAAGAGCAUGUAAGCCACACUCUGAUGAAGGGUUUGAUAAAUAGUUUUUUUUGUGUAUAUCUUAAGAUUAUAUAAAAUUGUAAUCAGUAUAAAAAUGGCAAUUUGAUCGCUCUAUUUAACUGCUUGAAUUAAUUUUAAUGUGAUAUUUCAUUAUAACUGGAUCAUUAUAUUAUAUCCGAUAUGCCUCUUGUAAAUGUAUAGUGCCAGGGGAGGUUGAAUAGAGAACUAUAAUGUGACCGAAUACGUAAUUAGUGCGCAAGGGCGGAUCUAGAAAUUGCAUUUUUAAAACGACGGUUGCCAGGCAAGAAAAUAUACAUGUAAUAUAUAUAUUUAUACCUGAUGUUAUCUGAUAAAAACUGAAAUGUAUUGUUCACAUAUACGAAAAGUAAAAGCGUAAAAUUUAAGAUGCAAACGUUCUCAAAAUUAAAUCAUACUGAAUAUACUAGUACCCAGUCUUGAUCCGCCCAUGCAGUAUGUAGUUUAUAAAAAUGCAAAUUAUGAGAAAAGGUAUGACGUCAAACCUUGGGAAAGAGCCAGUAUGAACAAAGUUUUCUUUCUAGUCAAUAUGUUAUUGAUAUAAUUGUUAAUUGCAAUAAAAUCUGUUAAAUACACAA
Mercenaria mercenaria is the source of this 2624-nucleotide messenger RNA. RefSeq lists its product as uncharacterized. Lineage: Eukaryota; Metazoa; Mollusca; Bivalvia; Venerida; Veneridae. The transcript has 3 exons. The record is from RefSeq and is a predicted model, not a curated record. The coding region runs from base 230 to 886 and encodes 218 amino acids.